AUGGCUGACUAUGACUACGCUCCGAGUGAUAUGAUCGAAACGCCUCUCUUACGUGCAGUAUCAAGUUCGAGACCUGUUGUUCGACCGGCGAAAAUGAAGAUAAGCGAUAUUAUCAAUGGGUUUGUGCAGAGGGUGAGAGAGGAUCAAGAUAUGAGAGUUUGCAGAGAGACGGCUUUGAGUGCAUUGCUGGCUGCUGCGAGUGAAGCAAAAUUAAGUGCCGAUUAA
Messenger RNA from Paraglomus brasilianum, 225 nucleotides. Lineage: Eukaryota; Fungi; Glomeromycota; Glomeromycetes; Paraglomerales; Paraglomeraceae. The record is from the annotation of a GenBank genome assembly.